Molecule: messenger RNA, 1044 nt
Organism: Pecten maximus
Lineage: Eukaryota; Metazoa; Mollusca; Bivalvia; Pectinida; Pectinidae
Exons: 1
Coding region: 1-1044 (347 amino acids)
Biological process (GO): carbohydrate metabolic process
Source: RefSeq, a predicted model, not a curated record
AUGGUGUACUUCGGUUUUGACGAUGCCGUACAUGGUGAAGUAUCUCGCCAUUACGACUACUUGUUCCUGAACAACCUAACAAAUCCAAACGGGUGUCCAGUUAGCAUCACUUUAUUCGUUUCGCACACAUACACCGACUACGAAAUCUUGAAAAAAUACUACGACAUUGGAUUUGAAAUUGCAGUUCAUAGUGUUUCUCAUCAGAAUGUAGACACGGGCAGCAAAGUUCGACAGGAAGCGAACGAUCAGAGAAACAAUAUUAUCAACAACAUGGGAAUUCCAGAAGAGGAAGUCGUUGGUUGGCGAAGUCCUUUUCUCGUUACGGCGGGGGAUCCACAGAUAUACGCUCUUGAGGACCUUGGAUUUGAGUACGAUAUUUCUCUUAUCUACAGAAGAUCGGGCAUGAACGGUGAUGAUGCUUGGCCUUUCACACUGGACUAUGGAUGGCCCUUACCAUGUGACAAGGACUGCCCAACGGAAAGUCACAAAGGCUUCUGGCAGAUACCCAUUAACGCCAUGAUUGACUUCAAACACAAGUUUCCUUGUGCUUUCAUUGACCACUGUUACAACACUCCAUGGAAUGAAAAUGACACAUACAGCUACAUCAUGGACAAUUUCUAUAGUCGUUACAACGGAAAUAGAUCACCAUACGGAUUCCACAUUCAUGCAGUUUGGUUCAAUUAUGACUUCAACAGGAGAGCCAUGGAGAGGGCUAUAGCUGAUAUGAUGAAACAUGAUGAUGUUUAUAUUGUUAAUAUAAAGCAGAUGUUGGAAUGGAUGAAAUAUCCCACGAAAUUGUCAGAUAUUAAACUAUUCGAACCUUGGGCAUGCCGGCCUAUACUAGCAACAGUUAAGACUGUGGUGAUUGUAUUUAUAAACAUUUUUGUUGUAGCAUUUGUAGCGUUUAUUACAAUAUAUGUUUACCGUAAUAGAAGUAAACUAUUAUCUACCAUGACCAACAAUGUAGAUUAUAUUAAGCUUACUGACAUCGAACGACGGGAACUUAUUAACGAGUCCGAAGAUGAAAUACAUCCAGAGGUGUAG